Molecule: messenger RNA, 528 nt
Organism: Acanthosepion pharaonis
Lineage: Eukaryota; Metazoa; Mollusca; Cephalopoda; Sepiida; Sepiidae
Source: the annotation of a GenBank genome assembly
AUGGGUGAUCGUUUAUUCUUUCUUUCUUUCUUUCUUUCUUUCGUCUGUUCUAAUCUAUCUAUCUAUCUAUCUAUCUAUCUAUCUAUCUAUCUAUCUAUCUAUCUAUCUAUUUAUCUAUCUAUCUAUCUCCUUUUCUUUGCUUCCCCUCUUUCUUUCUCCUUAACUCUCUCUCUCUCUCUCUCUCUCUCUCUCUCUCUCUCUCCCCAGUGGUCUUUUGCUCAGAUGGAACAGCAAAAACGAAUAUUUUCAACUGACAAUCAAUCAAUCUAUCUAUCUAUCUAUCUAUCUAUCUAUCUAUCUAUCUAUCUAUUAGUUUCAGUUUUACGCUUUCAUGCCUAUUUAUCUGCAUUCACAUGCACACACACAUUUUGGUUAAUAUUUAUUUGGCGAUCUAUCUAUUUUACUCUAUCUAUCUUUAUCUCACUCUGGAUCUACACCUCUCUAUCUCUAUCUCUCUCUCUCUCUCUCUCUCUCUCUCUCUCUUUUCUAUCUCAGUCUGAACAUUAUCUAUCUAUCUAUUCGAUAUGA